AUGAUGGUUUCACAUGCAGAUUUACCCAUCGCGUCUUCUACGGAACAGAAGGCUCACGGACGUCUCAAAUCGAAAACGUUUGCUCCUGAAAAUCGGCAAAAAGCGGCCACGAUUACUUCGCUAUCUAUUUUCGGAACUCCUUCGGACCAAGAGUGCCAGCCCAUUCCGGUGGUACCUCGAAGUAGUAGUAACGACGAGCUUCGUGUUUGGAGAGUGACCAGUGCGGGUUUGGUGGAAGUUGACGCAAAAACAAUGGGAGCCUUUCUCGACAAACCGAAGACCGACAAAACUAAUGUCCACGGAGAAGGAAAUGGAAUCAAGUACGGAAUGUCGUCGAUGCAAGGCUGGAGGAUAUGUAUGGAGGAUUCACACAUUGCCGAAGCAAUCAUGUCGCAAUCUUCCCCUUACAAGGAUUGGUCAUUUUUCGCGGUUUUCGAUGGACAUGCUGGUCACCACAUUGCCAAUCGUGCUUCCUCGCAGCUACUAGAGCACCUUAUCACCAGCGACGAAUUCCGUCAGAUGACAAAGGCUCUCGAGGAAAACAACGGAACGCUCACCGACAGCACCCUCAAGUUGCUCGAAACCGGAAUUAAGAAAGGAUUUUUGAGCUUCGAUGAAAUCAGUAAGAGCUCAGAAAUUAACAAAAGUGGAUGUACCGCUGUUUGUGCCAUCGUCACCCCGACUCACAUUAUCAUUGGAAAUCUCGGAGAUUCUCGCGCAGUCGUAGCUGGGAAGAACAACGUUUUCGGAACAGAAGACCACAAACCGUAUUUGGAAAAAGAACGUAAACGAAUCGAAGACGCAGGAGGCUCUGUUAUGAUUCAAAGAAUCAAUGGAAGCCUCGCUGUCAGCAGAGCUUUCGGAGACUACGAGUACAAAGAUGAUCCGCGUCUGCCAGCGGAUCAGCAACUUGUUUCUCCAGAGCCCGAUGUAUACAUUAUGAAGAGAAACAUUGAAAACGAUGAAUUCAUGGUUGUUGCAUGCGAUGGAAUAUACGAUGUGAUGUCAAACGAAGAGCUUGCUGACUUUGUACGGGAUCGACUUGUCGUUCAUGAUGACUUGCGAGAGGUUUGCGACGAUGUACUCGACGAGUGUCUGACAAAAGGAAGUCGGGACAACAUGACGAUGGUUGUCGUAUGUUUCCCAGCUGCACCACCCGUGAAUGUUCAUCGGAAGGAGGCAGAAGAAGCUUGGGUGGCUCAAGUGAAAACCGUCAUUAAUCAGUUCCUAGACGACACAGUUGCCGGUGAAGAUUUCAAAAAAGAGGAGGACAUGGUCACUCUGAAAAGCGUAUUGGACAAAGUGACAGCUAAGGGACUACUGCCAACAGAUUUGCGUGUUCCGACGCACACAGUAACUACUCUGGCCCAAAAGAUUCUCACACAACGCGACAUCAAACACGUGUAG
Caenorhabditis briggsae is the source of this 1407-nucleotide messenger RNA. It is a transcript of the gene Cbr-ppm-1, whose product is annotated as Protein CBR-PPM-1. The coding region runs from base 1 to 1407 and encodes 468 amino acids. Gene Ontology annotation, molecular function: cation binding; protein serine/threonine phosphatase activity. The record is from RefSeq and is a predicted model, not a curated record. Gene Ontology annotation, cellular component: cytosol; nucleus. NCBI's taxonomy places the organism in Eukaryota, Metazoa, Nematoda, Chromadorea, Rhabditida, Rhabditidae. The transcript is spliced from 5 exons. Gene Ontology annotation, biological process: protein dephosphorylation; negative regulation of stress-activated MAPK cascade.